Cylindrotheca closterium is the source of this 603-nucleotide messenger RNA. NCBI's taxonomy places the organism in Eukaryota, Bacillariophyta, Bacillariophyceae, Bacillariales, Bacillariaceae. The record is from the annotation of a GenBank genome assembly.
AUGAAUCGAGACGACGACAACGCCGAAAUGGACCUAUCUGUGCCAAGAAGACAAAGCGGACAAAGAGAUUCAAUGAUUCUCAGCCGCCAACGAAGCUCACGACGAUUAUCCGCAUUUGAGGAUGAAGCCACCAUCACCAAAGCCUCAAACGAAACAAACAAAGAAUUUACAGUUCAAAAUCAAUAUUCAAGACACGACCUCCCAGAACUAAAGUCGACGACUUGUGAAACACCAUCUUCAUCACCUUGCAAGCAUGAUACCUGGUACUUCUCUUCGAAUCACGUCCUCGUCAACCAAGAACGUGUUGAAAGAGGUAUUUCACCAUUGCAUCGCAGUAGGGAUCUCGAUCAAAAGGCACGAGACCUUGCCAAAAACUCUGCAGACAAGACCAAGCUAAAGAAAAUCCCUAGGGGCCUCAAGGGAAAUGUUUUCCGAGGUGAAACCAUUCGUGAGAUUCACUACGAUAUGAUGGUGAACGAGGGUCGUGAACAAAAGAAGAUCCUCAGCAACAAAUACAACUCAUUCGGAAUGGGAACUCACAAGGGAGAAGAUGGUCUCUUGUACCUUGUACAACUCUUUGAAAAGACUCGAAUCGACCAAUAG